This is a messenger RNA of Meriones unguiculatus (Mongolian gerbil), 4676 nucleotides long. It is a transcript of the gene Evx2, whose product is annotated as even-skipped homeobox 2. Gene Ontology annotation, cellular component: nucleus. Lineage: Eukaryota; Metazoa; Chordata; Mammalia; Rodentia; Muridae. Gene Ontology annotation, biological process: regulation of transcription by RNA polymerase II. The record is from RefSeq and is a predicted model, not a curated record. The transcript has 4 exons. The coding region runs from base 700 to 2154 and encodes 484 amino acids. Gene Ontology annotation, molecular function: DNA-binding transcription factor activity, RNA polymerase II-specific; RNA polymerase II cis-regulatory region sequence-specific DNA binding.
CUCCACCUCGGGGGCAGCAGCCGGGCGAACAGGCGGGAUGCGCCUGAGUCGGGCAGGGUGGGGCGCAAGUGCGGGAGAGAUGAGCGGAUCUGAGUGAAGAUUGAUCUUCCUUAAAAUGGUCGCCACCGGCGUCAUUAUGACUAUCAAAGUUAUCGCCAAGAGGCUCAGCCUCCAACCUCGGGCAGGAAGGAGAGGAGACGAGGCUGGUCGGAGACUCUCGGUGCCACCAGGCAGCACCAGAAGCUCCCGGGGGCUACAGGCCAAACCCCCGGGCGAGCAGAACUGGCUGGGAGCGGGCAAAGGAGCGGAGCCUUCUUCCUCACUUCUCGUGUCUUCUCGACUCCUACCUGGAUCUAUUUGUCUGCUCUGAAGCCGCCUUCGUUACCCACUGACAGGAGCGUGUAUUUAUUUGCUUAUAAACCUGUUACAAUAAAUGAUUAUUCGAACGGCGUCAUUCGUACCUUAAUGACGAGCGGGCGCUACUUUUUGAUGAAUGACAUCUCCGACUCAGAAGGAUGUAUGGGUCAUUUUGACCAGUCAUUCCCUCGCUCUGGCAUCCCACAAUUUUUUCCGCCUCCCUCCAAAAGAGAUAAUAAUAUUUAGAGCCGCUUGCUGGGGCUGAAUGAGAAUCGGCCCUAGGCGCAGCCCAUCAUUAAGACGGGACAGCCAGGCCACUGUGACAUUUUUUAGAAAGCUGAGAUGAUGGAGAGAAUAAGAAAAGAGAUGAUUCUGAUGGAGAGAGGGCUACACAGCCCCACUGCCGGCAAGAGGUUCUCCAGCUUGUCCGAUCCGGCCGGCGGGGCCGUGCUGGAGGCCCUGGAAAAUUCGCAGCACCCGGCUCGCCUCAGUCCGCGCCUGCCGUCCGCUCCGCUGCACGGCGCGCUGGGAGACCUCCCCGCCAAGGGCAAAUUCGAAAUCGACACUCUGUUCAACCUGCAGCACCCGAGCAGCGAGACCACCGUCUCCUCCGAAAUCGCCCCGGCCACCGAGGCCCGCAAGAAGCCGGCUCACUACUCGGAGGCGGCCGCCGAGGCCGACAUGAGCGGCGACGUGGAGGUGGGCUGCUCGGGGCUGCGCUCCCCCGGCGGCCUGGGCCCCGCGCCGCUCAAGGAAAACAACGCCAAAGGGUACGCGGAGAGCGGCUCGGUGCCGGGCGCCACCACGCCGGCCUCGGGCUCCGGCCUCGGCAGCCUGCACGGAGGCGGCGCGGCCGGCGGGGGCGCGGCGCUGGGCGGCUCCGGCUCGGGCUCCGGCGCCGAUCAGGUGCGGCGCUACCGGACGGCCUUCACCCGCGAGCAGAUCGCGCGCCUGGAGAAGGAGUUCUACCGGGAGAACUACGUGUCCCGGCCCCGCCGCUGCGAGCUGGCCGCCGCGCUCAACCUGCCGGAGACCACCAUCAAGGUGUGGUUCCAGAACCGGCGCAUGAAGGACAAGCGGCAGCGGCUGGCCAUGUCGUGGCCGCACCCGGCCGACCCCAGCUUCUACACCUACAUGAUGACGCACGCGGCGGCGGCCGGCGGCCUCCCGUACCCGUUCCACUCGCACGUGCCGCUGCACUACUACCCGCACGUGGGCGUCACGGCGGCGGCGGCGGCGGCUGCGGCGUCGGGGGCGGCGGCGGCGGCCUCGUCGCCCUUCGCCACGUCCAUCCGGCCCCUGGACACCUUCCGGGCGCUGUCGCACCCCUACUCGCGGCCCGAGCUGCUCUGCAGCUUCCGCCACCCCGGCCUGUACCAGGCGCCGGCGGCGGCCGCGGGGCUCAACAGCGCGGCGUCGGCGGCGGCGGCGGCAGCGGCGGCGGCCGCGGCGGCCUCGUCGGCGGCCGGGGCGCCCCCCAGCGGCGGCUCGGCGCCCUGCUCCUGCCUCAGUUGCCACAGCAGCCAGUCCGCGGCCGCCGCCGCCGCCGCCGCCGCCGCAGCCGCCGCGCUGGGCUCCCGGGGCGGCGGCGGCGGGGGAGGAGGAGGAGGAGGAGGAGGAGGCGGCGGCGGCGGCGGCGGCGGGGGAGCCGGGGCGGCGGGCGGCUCGGACUUCGGCUGCGGCGCCGCGGCCCCGCGCUCCGAGAGCGGCUUCCUGCCCUACUCGGCCGCCGUGCUCAGCAAGACCGCCGUGCUCAGCCCGCCCGACCAGAGGGACGAGGCGCCGCUCACCAGAUAACUACGCCGCCGCCGCCGCCGCUCCCCGUCCCCCGCCACCGCUCGCCCGGCGUGCGCCCCGUCGGGGCUCCCCUCCCCCAGCCGCCCCUCGGCCCGCCGCCGCCGCUAGGGGGCGCCCCGGGGCGCGGGAGGGAGAGAGAGGGCCGAGGGGGGGAGGGAGCCGGCGGGAAGGCCUGGCGGGGUCCCCCCAAAUGAUCUCUAUUUUUGUAUCUCCAACCUCCUCGCCGCCCCCCUCCCCACCCCCGACCCCGCUCUGCAGGCCCCGCCGACCCCUCGCCCGGCUGGACCCCCCGCCCGGCUCUUCCAGACGCGGCUCCCCACGCCGCCCAGACUCCGGGGUGUCUGGGCCCGGGGUCCUCGUCACCCGGGGAGGCGGCCUGAAGCAGUGGGGGCCCCGACAGAAGGAGAGGGGCCACUGGGGCGAGCGAGCGAGCGUCGCCCCCGGGGUUCCCGCUGCUGCUCUUUUGCUCGUCUUGGAACGGGCCGGGGAAGGUGGGGGACGGAGAAGGCAGGUUUCUCAGCCAAAGCUCGCCCGGGCCUUUGUCCGAGGGGAGCGGGGGCUGGAGGGGCGGCAAGCCGGGGGGCAGGCGGGGAAGGCUGGGACCCGGGCAGCGGACAAAGCCGGCGGGGACAGGCCCGCGGCCUUCCACCACUGUCCCCUCCGGUCUCUGCUGUCAGCGCUUAGGGAAGGGAAGGGUUUUGUUUUUGUUUUCGUUUUGUUUGUUUGUUUGUUUUUUUCCCCUCUGCAUAUUUGGUGCAAAAUGUCUUGAGGAUGGAGGUUGCCACAGCCAGUCCGGGAAGGGAAGGGAGAGGAGAGGAGGCGCGGGCCACGCUGACAGGUCGUUGGAGCUUGUGGAGAGGCAUUUUCAUCUCAGUUUUCCAACUGUCGAGUUCCACUCCAUCUGGGAAAUACUUGAAUCCCUAGAUACACGAUGUUACCCUGAAAUUUUUUCCCUUAGACUUUUAUGAGUUCCAACUCUGCGCUCCUCACGACCCCUCCUCUCCUUGUUUUCCUUUUCCUCGGGUGAACCGGUCCUUGGCUUAUUUCUCGCGCACGCCUGCUGCCUUGUUCUCUGCAAAGCCACCGCUGGGUUGCUGAGGCCUGCUCGGCCAACCCUGGCUACAGGGGGGUUUCCUGGAACUUGAAGAAAGGUACAUCAAAACCCGCCAGUGUUAACUGCCACGUCAAUUUUGAUGCUAAUAAUGUGCAGAUUAUGACGAAAAUUGCCAAUCAUGCUCUCUGAUGGACCUCCUUUGAAUGUGGAAUUGGAGAAAAGUUCCCCGCACGGAGACCUGCUGUCAAAUACUAACAACCCGCUAAGGGAAGUCAUUAGGAGAGACGGAUAAGAGACUCGGUACAUAAAACAUUGUUCUUGGUGCAUAGAAUGUAUGUUAUGUAAUGUUAUCUCUGCUACCUGAAGUGAUUCCGCAGAAGAAAGCCACGUUCUUAUCAUCUCAAUUGGCAAUUUUCAUUUUGGUAACUUGGACGCCCUGGGUAGACUUUUCUCUGUUAAGUUGAUAUUCCACCAAUGUGAACAGCCUCAUUAAAUCAAGCCCAGAUAUUUCCAUAAUGCUCCCCGCAGAGCCACUCCGCUCCUCACAUAAUGAGAUUUUUCUGAAGAGUUGAAGCCCUAAAAUAACUUGCAUGUUUAGGCCCAGCAAAGUGGGUAUAUGUGUGUAUGCAACCUGCGUGUAUGUGUGUAUAUAUGUAUAUGUAUGUAUAUGCAUAUAUAUAUUCGUGCUCUUAAAUACAUAUAUGAGAGACACACACAUCCAUUUACACACAUUGGCACAUUUUCUGUGAUUUAUUUCCAAUUCGUUUUCUGGCACAUUUUUGUUAUUUUAAAGACACUGGAUUUUAAAUUUUCGCUUCCUGAGGAUAGAUUUUUUUUCAUUGUAUCUUGAAAUAAUUAAUUUUCCAGGAGAAAUUAUUUUUAUCAAGUGGAAAAGAUUCCAAGGGGAACCAGUAUUUCAAAGCCCCUGUGAUCUAUUAUGCUAUAUCCAUAAAAUAUUAGAGAACUUCCCAAGGAAAUAACAAUGAUCUAAAACUCAACUUUUUUCCCCUAAAGAGAUGAGACUACUUAUGUAAAAUAAUGAUUAUACCAGCUCGUAUUCACUAAGUUUACAUUAAAAAUAUUAAUAUAUAAUUUAAGACUAAAUAAAAUAAACCAAAAUAUGGUCCCCUUUUAUCAGCUUUACCUUUCUAGAUUGUUAAAGCUCUUUGCUAUGAUCAGCUAUCAGAUGUAUAUAAGGUACUUUAGGCAAUAAUGUUUACAUCCCCCUCCCAAAUAUAUAUGACUGAUGAGAACGCUGGUUGGUAAAGUGAACAUAAAUUCAUCUUACGUUAGGUCCAUUGGAUCUGGCUAGUAUAAUAAAAUAAAACUGUAAAUAAAGUCUUUGUGCUUUAAAUAUUGCUGGCUGUAUGAACUCACUGUAAGAUAUUUUACAAAUGUGCAAUAAUUAUAAAGCUUUGUAUAUUACGUUAUUUAUUGUGUUUGGUCAUGUAAAAUAAAUGUUAUUUAA